Rhincodon typus (whale shark) is the source of this 1932-nucleotide messenger RNA. It is a transcript of the gene mb, whose product is annotated as myoglobin. The transcript is spliced from 3 exons. Gene Ontology annotation, biological process: oxygen transport. NCBI's taxonomy places the organism in Eukaryota, Metazoa, Chordata, Chondrichthyes, Orectolobiformes, Rhincodontidae. The record is from RefSeq and is a predicted model, not a curated record. Gene Ontology annotation, cellular component: extracellular exosome. Bases 40 to 489 code for a protein of 149 amino acids. Gene Ontology annotation, molecular function: oxygen binding; heme binding.
UCUUUGGAGCAUUAAAGUCUUUGCACUGGUGUCUGGAAAAUGAGUGACUGGGAGAAUGUCAAUAAGGUCUGGCCUGUGGUGGAGUCGAACAUAACUGCAGUUGGGCAGAAGAUUCUACUGCGAUUAUUCGAGGACCACCCAGACACUAAAGCCGUUUUCCCCAAGUUUAAGGAAAUCCCUGUGGAACAGCUAAAGAACAAUGAGGAUCUCCGCAAACAUGGAACCAUCGUUCUCCGGGCUCUUGGCAAUAUUUUUAAACAGAAGGGGAACCAUAGUGUCAAUGUGAAGGAACUUGCAGAAACUCAUAUCCACAAACACAAAGUCCCACCCCAGAACUUCACUUUCAUCACCAACGUUGCCUUGAUCAUCUUGACUGAGAUGUACCCGAGUGAGAUGACUAAACCAAUGCAGGAUUCAUUCUCGAAAGUUUUCAAAAUCAUCUGCUCUGACCUCGAGCAAUUGUACAAGGCGGCUAACUUCCAGGGUUAAAGAGGGCAGUGCACUCCUGAGCCUGCAUCUUAGCUAAUAACGAGUAGUUUAUCUAUGGCAGCUUGGUAGAGGCGACUACACAGCUAUUAAUAUUUACAUGGUGAAUUCAUCCACAAUGUAACAAAUGUGUGCAAAUAUUGUUAGAUAAUUACAUACUCACGCUUGCUUUGUGAAUUCCUGCCUGUUCUUCCACUUUGAAGACCCACAGAUUCCCAAGAAAUCCUCACUCCACUGUGUAACAUCAUGCCAUUGAAUUCCAAAGUAGGCACUAGGGUUCAAACCCUGAUUCUACAUUUGACAAGGCUCCAAACCUCCAGGCCUGCUUCAGUCAGUCAGUAAGGUCACAGUUCAUCGUGGACAUCAGUGCUAAUUGCCUGCACUAUCCCCAUAUUCCUCAAUUGCCCUAAGUGCUGAAAAUGAAGUACACUUUUCUAAGUUUGCAGCUUAAAUCUGAACUGCUGAUGCUGCCACACCAUGGCUCAGCAACUAAUCUGUUGCAUUGUGAUGCCAAGAUCCGUGUCCUUCCCUUAAUUUAGAGGGAUUUUAGGAUCUGCUUUUCAAAUAUGAAUUACUGAAGGGGAUUUAGUUGCCUGGAUUGUUUUUGGCUGCUUCUGACUUAACACUGUCAGCGUUUUCAGAUAUUGGGUCAUAAAUAAUUUGAAUCCUAAAACAUCUGGAAGAUGCUGUAACUGUGCAGACUGGGAGAUUUAAAAAUGGUUAAGUGCUGUUGGCUGUACAUAGUCACCAUCUCCCUCAGAGAUUGUCAGAGGCUCUAUGGCACUGGUCUGAUCACAGGGUUAGGGGUCUCAGAGCAACAACAGCUCAUUGUAACCCAAGCCAUUACGUUCAGCUUUUAUUGCACAGGGAGUCUGUACUAGGGUGCUAGGGUUCAGAUUUUGUGAUCCUCCUCCUACUGGAUAAGAAAUCUAGUGAGAUCCAGUGGCAUUGUACACAACUCAUCAAUGUGAUAUGGAAAUUCCCACAGAAAUGCUGUGAACAAUUUUGCUCACUCCAGCCCAAAGCUUAACAGGCACUAGGAUGAUCAGAUCACAGUUUGUUCAGUGCACUACUUGGGUACUUUACAGAUACUCCAUCCCAGGUCAAAAGUGGUAAAUUUCAAUGGGUGGGCCAGUGGUGUUGCACUGCAUUAAAUGGGAGCUGCUUGCACCUGUACAUUCUGUGGAAAUAGCCCACAGAGGAUUGUUUUGGUCAAAUAUGGCAACAGUUAACAAUUGAUGUACUGUGCCUUGUGCAGAGUUGUACAAAAGAGUAUUUCUACUCGAGAAAAAUGGUAACAAAAACAGCCAACUUGCCUUGCUUUCUGCGGAAGGAGUUGGAUUUUUGAGGAUUGGACUAACCUUGUUUGGAUAAGAAGGAUCUCACACAAAGUUUAUUGAUCAAAUUGUACAUGAAAAGUUCUAAUAAAGAAUACACUCUGCUGUA